This is a messenger RNA of Gryllus bimaculatus (two-spotted cricket), 1001 nucleotides long. Lineage: Eukaryota; Metazoa; Arthropoda; Insecta; Orthoptera; Gryllidae. The record is from the annotation of a GenBank genome assembly.
AAAUUCCCGAGGGAUAUCCUCCGCCGUACCUUUCCACCGGCGCUCUCGGAGAGAAAUAAAAGGCGAUCGAUGAGCCGGACGCGGAGGCGGCCGAGCGCGGCCGAAGAGAGCCGAAGCGAGGCGCCGCCCGCCACGCCGCGCCCAACCAGUCGCGCAGCGCAGUCCAGGCCGUCUGGAACUGUGCUCCUCCGCCGGCGGGCAGGCGUGUGCAGGAGGCCGUGUGCGAUCCGAUUGCAUGUGAAGUCUGUUCCUCGCGGGCCGGGCCGGGCCGGGGCUGCUGAGCGGCGGUGCGCGGGCGGGCGCGGGCUGGCAUCCGACGAGUCGGCCAGCUGUCCGUCGCUCGCCGCCCUCUGGCGCCGUGCGGACGAGGACGGCAGCGGGGGCGGGGCGGGCGCGGCGGGCGGCUGGCUGGAGGCCGUCGAGAAGGUGCUGCUCUGCCUGUACGUGUGCGCCUACAUGCUCGGGGUAAAUGGUGAACUGCUGUGGAAAACCAGCGUCUUAAUAACUUCUGAUUGUUGCUUGAGUGCUGUGGCCCCGCAGCCGCCAGCAGCCGCCGGCGCCAGCGCCACUGAUGGCUGUGGAGGCGCUGCAAACGCAACAGAAAUGCUCUCGGAGCGUCGUCUCUCCAGAAGAUGCCAGACACGUGUCAAGAAGAUGUGAUUCUGCGAUGGAAAUGACUGAAAUAAGGGUUCGUUUGAGUGUAAUAACCCGAGAGUGGGUUGGAGAACAGAGAAAAUGAGAGUUUUAUUAAUGUGUUGGUUCAACGUAUGAAUAAAAAGAAAUGUGCAGUAGUGAGGAUCUAAACUGAUGUGUGUCCAAUUCUCCAUUUUACUCGUUCGUUGCGAGUUGCCAAGUGAAAGUCAUUCAGGUGUGAAGCGUACGCGAAAUUCACUCAGGUGUGAAGUGAAGUAAGUGAUUGUAAAAAUUCGCGAGUGUAAUUUCUAACUUUAAAAGCAUCAACAAAACUGUCAGUGCGCCUGCAGAAUCUUGUAUGUUCGCAU